Patiria miniata (bat star) is the source of this 558-nucleotide messenger RNA. Its product is annotated as myb/SANT-like DNA-binding domain-containing protein 4. The transcript is spliced from 4 exons. Lineage: Eukaryota; Metazoa; Echinodermata; Asteroidea; Valvatida; Asterinidae. Bases 1 to 558 code for a protein of 185 amino acids. Gene Ontology annotation, cellular component: nucleus. The record is from RefSeq and is a predicted model, not a curated record.
AUGAUAACAACAAUUGCGAAAGUACGAAAGCCCAAUUUUUCCGAGAAAGAGAAAUUACUUCUCCUGAGUGAGUGGGAGAAACGUCAGAAUAUUCUGAGACCCAAGUUCUCGUCUAAAAUAACCUCACAGGGAAAGCAUAAUGCCUGGCAGGAAAUUGCGGACUCCCUGAAUGCCCAGUUUCCCUCCGUACGUCGAAAUGUAGCUGAUUUACAGAAGAGGUGGCAAAAUAUGAACAGUAAGAUGAAGGAGGAGACAUCAAGGCAUCGUAAGGAUUCGUUGAAGACAGUUCAAGGAGGAGGACCAGCACCACCUGAUCUUUCUCCUCUAGACCAGAGACUGGUCACACUGGUAGGAGAGAAUACUCCUACAAUAAUGGGAAUCAACGGUGGCUUUGAUAGCCUGGGUCUACUGGCACUACCAGAGGAGCAGCCGGCAGUUGCCACAGCAAGAAUAGAGGAAUGCAUUCAUGUUGGUGGAGUGCCGGAGCCCAUCAUCAGUCAGCAGCCUCGCCCGAAUCAGUCAACGACGGUGCCUAAAGAGGAGAGCAGACAUGAAUGA